Messenger RNA from Ramularia collo-cygni, 1569 nucleotides. RefSeq names its product related to pisatin demethylase (cytochrome P450). The coding region runs from base 1 to 1569 and encodes 522 amino acids. NCBI's taxonomy places the organism in Eukaryota, Fungi, Ascomycota, Dothideomycetes, Mycosphaerellales, Mycosphaerellaceae. Gene Ontology annotation, molecular function: iron ion binding; monooxygenase activity; heme binding. The record is from RefSeq and is a predicted model, not a curated record. The transcript has 3 exons.
AUGGCACUCUCUGGCAGUCUCUUCGUGGACUGCUUAGUGCUGGUAUUGAUCAUCUACGCAUUUCUAUCAUAUCGUUCUUAUAGCCGUCUGGCACACAUCCCUGGCCCAACACUUUGGGGCUGGAGUGUCAUUCCGCUAUUUACAAUCCAUCUCAAGGGCACCAUCUUCGAACGCUUUGGCGCGCUGAACAAACAAUAUGGCCCCUUGGUCAGAAUAUCUCCAGACACCCUUCUGAUAGCCGAUCCCGAUCAUCUUCGGAAGAUGUCCGCAGCCAAGUCGGUCUAUACACGAGGACCAUGGUUUGCUGCUACGCAAUUCGUCCCAGGCACUGAAAACAUUCUCUCUACACGAGACGAACAAGAUCAUGCGGACAGGAGGCGCAAGAUGGCUGCUGGGUAUUCGGGUAAAGAGAAUCCAGGCCUCGAGGGUGAUGUCGACGAAUGUGUGAAAGAUUUCAUCGAAUUGAUCGAGAAGAAGUACAUCUCGGAGCCCGGCCAGAGAGUUGUCCACAUGGAUCUGGCGAGAAAGGUGCAGUAUUUUACGACUGAUGUCUUGAGCAAACUUGCUUUUGAUGACAACUUCCACGACUUGAAAGACGAUCGCGAUAAUCAUGGCUACAUGACCGAAGUGGAGACGAUCUUCCCCAAAACAUUCUGCCUCUGCACAAUCCCCUCAUUCCUUUCUUUCCUCUACAACAGCGGCGUGGCGAGCCUACUAGCUCCUUCCGACCAAAGUCAACUUGGACUCGGCAAGGUCUUUGCCAUCACCAAAGCCCAAGCAGCGAAGAGAUUCGAUUCAGCAGGUCAAUUGAAACUGCCCGGCAAUAGGGAUAUGAUGGGUAGUUUCCUCCGACAUGGACUGAACCAGUCUCAAGCUGCCCAAGAAGGAGUUCUUCAAAUGCUCGCAGGAUCCGAAUCCACCGCCACGGGCAUCCGGGCAACGCUACUCUGUAUUCUCUCCAACCCCCGAGUUCAUGCUCGACUGCGCGCUGAGAUAGACGAGUUGAAACUUGGCACUGAGGAGAUUGUUCCCGAUCAGUCGGCGAGAACUCUUCCUUACCUCCAAGCUUGCAUCAAAGAAGGCCUUCGUUGGUAUCCUCCUUUGGUGGGCUUAUCAUCUAAAUUGACCCCUCCGGAAGGGGAUAUCAUAUGUGGAUAUCAAGUCCCUGGAAACGUAUCCGUGGGAAUCUCAGUGCUGGGUGUUCAUCGUAACAAGGACUUAUUCGGACCUGAUGAGGAUAGCUAUCGCCCGGAACGAUGGCUUUUACUUUCCCAGGGAGGCGACGAGGAAUCCAGCGAUAAAAUCCAACAGAUGGAGAAGAAUAACGAGUUGAUUUUCGGGUACGGGAGAUUCAAGUGUUUGGGAAUGAAUGUGAAUGCAAAGGAGAUGAACAAGGUCAUUGUUGAAUUGGUGAGGAGGUUUGAUAUCAAUAUUGUUGAUUCUUUGAGGCCGUGGAGUACUAUUUGCUUUGGCAUUCAUUUGCAGAAGGACUUUUGGGUGACAGUUCGUAAGCGGGCGAGGGAAGUGAAGGGAAUUGAAACAGCGUCGGAUGAGUUGCUGGAAAGCUAA